GGUGUGAGCUUAGCGCGUAGUUUGCACCCGCCAGUCACCGAGUCACCAAGUCCCCACCGAGAUGUUCCAGCUGGAGAAGAUCGGUAUCCUGCUCGGCCUCACCCUUGUGGCCAUCGGCGGCGUUCACAGUUUCGGCCAGUUUCACAUGAAGCACUAUCAACUGCAGAGGAACUACAACACCCAGGAGGAUUCCAGCGAAAAUGACAAUAGUGUUUUACGCACCUUCCGGCGUUGCAUGUGGGAGCAGUCGAAGUUCCUGCCCCGCCGCCUCGUCCUCCUCAGCCUGUGCUCGAACCUGUUCUGCGAGAACAAUCACAUAAUGCCGCGUUCCAGGUCUAUUUUCGUAGUGGAAAAAAUGUCUAGGCCGAAUGACUGCCUGGACAUCCUGCCCGACCAGUGCGAACAGGGCGAUGAGGAGGAGCUGAUGUACAAGCCAUUCCCGGACUGUUGUCCGGUCUAUUGCAAUCUGAAGCGACGGAUGCAGCGCCUCCGCACCAUGCACUUCCGGCAUCGCCUCCUCCGGAAUACGCAGGACGGCUCGCCGGGCGGCAACUCCGGCGGCUCCUCCUCCUCCACCGGCGGUGAUGGUCCCACCAAUUCCCUGCUCAGCGAAUUUGUCUACAACAACUACUAGGUCCUGGAUGGGUAGUAUCCGGGUCCGGAAAAGAGGCAUUCUGUCGCCAGUACACUGAGCCAAAAAGGCAUCACAUCACGCCCCACCAUAUGUUAUAACUGGAUAGUCUAGACUCUAGAGUCUUAAAGAGUGUAUCGUAUUUAAAUAUUUAAGUUAAAAAAUAUGAAAAUAAAUAAUAAUAAAUAUAUAGUAUUUUUUCAGUGAA
Molecule: messenger RNA, 839 nt
Organism: Drosophila ananassae
Lineage: Eukaryota; Metazoa; Arthropoda; Insecta; Diptera; Drosophilidae
Exons: 4
Coding region: 62-634 (190 amino acids)
Source: RefSeq, a predicted model, not a curated record